AUGUUGCGCUUAGAGGUGUGUAGUUGCUUAAAUUAUUUAAGUCAACUUGUUCCAUUCAGUUGAUAUCAAGCAACGGUUCGGUCUGCGCGCAUUUUUAGAGCGCUCGCUAAAAAAAAUAUUUUUUGAGAAAAAGAACAAAAACAAAUUAAUUGUGUGUGGAUAAAUUUUGUUGCUGCACUUCGGUUAAUUCUGUGAUUGGUUUUUUGAGUGUUGAAUAAAUUUAUUACCAAAAUGAAUAAAGCAUUUUACGUAGCAGCGAUUGUACUAUCAAUGAGCAUUGUUGCUCGUGGUGUGGCUAUUUCCAGUCCUGAAUGUCCAGAGCAACACGGAGUUCAGGCCUAUGCUCAUCCUGACUUUUGUGAUCAAUUCUUUUUGUGCACGAACGGCACCAUCACUCUAGAAACCUGUGAAAAUGGAUUACUGUUCGAUGGAAAGGGAGCCAUACACAAUCAUUGCAACUACAUAUGGGCCGUAGAAUGUGGACCCAGAAAAUUCGAUCCGACACCGAUAUCAUCGCCUGGUUGCGAAUACGCUUUCGGUAUCUAUCCAGAAAGCAACGAAUGUUCGACCAGCUACAUUAAAUGUUCGUACGGUGAACCUCAUCAACAACACUGUGAACCAGGUUUAGCAUACGAUGACCGUUUGCACGGAUGCAAUUGGCCUGAUCAAUUGCUCGAAACUUGCAAUCCAGAAGCUGUUGUCGGUUUCAAAUGCCCAUCGAAAGUCGAUUCUCAUUCACCAGCUGCUCGAUUCUGGCCAUUCCCACGGUUUGCCAUUCCCGGUGAUAGACAUCGAUUGAUUACUUGCGUCGAAGGACAUCCACGAUUGAUUUCAUGUGGAGAGGAUAAAAUCUUCGAUGAAUCAACAUUAACUUGUGAAGAAAUCGAAGUUUAGAAUACAAUUUUAAAAACUUUUUUCUUCUUUAGAUUCUCUUCCUCACGUUCAUUUCCCAAUAAAUUUUCAAUUCAAUUUUCAAAAUUAUUUAUUUCAUUUUCUUUUUGUAUUUGCCUGAAAAUGUAUAGUUACCAAUUUGCCAAUUUCAUUUGAUAAUAAAAUCGCAAAAAUCUAAAAAAUUAA
Bradysia coprophila is the source of this 1077-nucleotide messenger RNA. It is a transcript of the gene Peritrophin-A, whose product is annotated as Peritrophin A. The record is from RefSeq and is a predicted model, not a curated record. Gene Ontology annotation, cellular component: extracellular region. Gene Ontology annotation, molecular function: chitin binding. NCBI's taxonomy places the organism in Eukaryota, Metazoa, Arthropoda, Insecta, Diptera, Sciaridae.